This is a messenger RNA of Lactuca virosa, 663 nucleotides long. The record is from the annotation of a GenBank genome assembly. NCBI's taxonomy places the organism in Eukaryota, Viridiplantae, Streptophyta, Magnoliopsida, Asterales, Asteraceae.
AUGGCAGCCAUCGCUCGAUUCCAUAUCCUCCAACAGUCGUCUUCAGUUUUGAAACCUACUGUAAUCUCGUCGAAAUUCCCUCAUCAAUCUUCUUUGCCACCGUUCUAUUGUAACCCUAGUUUCUUUCGAAACAACACUCGUAUACGCAAGCUUCAUCUCACUCCAUCAGGGGAGUGGUCAUCUUCUGGAUUAUCUCAACGAGUCUUGGACUCAGUUUCAUGCCACAGGAUUGCCACGAACUUAACAGUGAUUCCAGCUGAAGCAAAACGCCAAUUACUUUUUUUGGAUUGGGAGGUCAAAGCACAGAUUGAGAAAGUGAAAGCUGAGAUUGGUGAGUAUGGCAACAAUCCUGAGGCGUUGUUGUUCGAAGCUAUUCAUUCAGCUGGAUAUGCUGGUGGACUUGGGAAUCCUCUUCUUGCUUCAGAAGGCUUAAUCAAUAGAAUAAACACUACAGCAAACUAUACUGCUCCUCGAAUGGUACUUGCUGCAUCAGGAGUUGAACAUGAGGAACUGUUGAAAUAUGCAGAGCCUCUUCUCUCUGAUUUGCCAGGUGGCGCUCAGGUUCAGGAGCCGAAAUCAGUAUAUGUUGGUGGUGAUCACCGUGUUAUGGCUGAUACAGGGAGAACUAGUUUUGCUCUUGCAUUUGAACUUCCUGGUGGCUAG